Messenger RNA from Paralichthys olivaceus (Japanese flounder), 2858 nucleotides. Lineage: Eukaryota; Metazoa; Chordata; Actinopteri; Pleuronectiformes; Paralichthyidae. The record is from RefSeq and is a predicted model, not a curated record.
GCGGUAGUGAGGGAUAAAUAUAUCCCCCUCCUCCUCCUUCUUUCGUUGAGUCCGCAACAUCCUGACUGGCUAAGGCUGGUGAUCGCAGGCAGCGGCAAAGCCCCUACAAGACGGAUGAAUUAGACAAAAAAAAAACUGCUGCAACCACCGCCGCCCCCUGUGUCUUUUAUUAUUCUGAAGAGUCGGGCUGUAAACACUGCCGCUCUCUUUGUGACAGUGUGAAGCGGAUACCAGGCUCCCUGUGUGAAGAUUCACCAUGGGUAUCAAGGCUGCCCUCCCCAGAUAUGAACUGUAUCUGUACACAGCUGUGCUCGGUGUGGCCUUGAUAUGGGCAGGCAGUUGGAUAUUUGAUGCUUCGAACGAGAAUAUAAACAGAAAGGCCUUCAAAGAAAGUGUGAAACCAGGAUGGCAUUACUUUGGCAGGAAAAUGGAUGUGGCGGACUUCGAAUGGAUGAUGUGGUUCUCUACAUUCCGCAAUCAUAUCCUUUUCGCUCUCAUCGGUCAUGUGAUCUUUGCCAAGAUAUUCACCCUGAUAGCUCCAAAGGUGCGUGCAUGUGUGUGCUGUAGAUGCAGAAAGAGUCAGUGUGGAUGUCGAUCCUUGAUCUUUGGUGUGUAUGGUGGUUUGGCAGUCCUGGUGACAAUGGGCUGGACCUUCAUGGCUCUGGUUCUGUCUCACUGCAUCAUCCUCUACAGUGUUGCUCUGGUCAAGAGGAAAUGGAUGUGCUUGGGAGCCGGCCUCGCCACACUGGCCUCCAUCAAGUUGGAGCCUUAUAACUCCUGGCAGGAAAGCUUGGUGACUGGUUCCUUUGACCUGCAAGACAUCCUGUUCUAUGGAGGCUGCGGCUUCAGCAUCAUGCGCUGUAUGAGCUUUGCUUUAGAGAACUGCGAUAAGAAGGACGGCAGCUACACGUUCUGCGAGCUGCUGAAAUACAACUUCUACCUCCCCUUCUUCUUCUUCGGACCCAUCAUGACUUUCGACAGGUAUCAUGCCCAGGCGAACAACACCCAGUUGACCCGCAAAGAGAGGGAGAUGUGGAACAUCACCACCAAGGCUGUGUUGCACCUGGGAGUUAUUCUGGUGGUGGACGUUUUCUUCCACUAUCUUUACAUCCUGACAAUCCCCAGUGACAUGAAGCUGGUCUCCAAGCUGUCUGACUGGUGUCUGGCUGGCCUGGCUUAUUCCAACCUGGUGUAUGACUGGGUGAAAGCGGCUGUGAUGUUUGGUGUCAUCAACACUGUGGCUACACUGGACCACCUGGACCCUCCUCAGCCACCGAAGUGUCUGACAAUGCUCUAUGUCUUCGCUGAGACGCACUUUGACAGAGGCAUCAACGACUGGCUGUGCAAGUAUGUUUAUGACUACAUUGGUGGGGAUCAUGAUAAAAUCUUCAAAGAACUCAUAGCAACCUUCUGCACCUUCGCAAUCACCACCCUGUGGCUGGGUCCAUGUCAGCUGGUUUACAUCUGGUCCUUUUUCAACUGCUUUGGCCUCAACUUUGAGCUAUGGGUCGCUAAGUUCUUCUCCAUUCCACCAUUUUCUACCAUUGAGGGUGUUAUGGGAGAGGCUAUGUCGCGCAGGAUCCGUGGUGUGUUCAACGCUGCCAACUUCUGGGCCAUCGUCCUCUACAACAUUCUCUCCCUCAACAGUUUGGAGUUUGCCAAACUGGUGGCCAGGAGACUGAUUUUCAAAGGUUUCCCUCUGUCCACCCUCUCUGUGUUACUUGUGACCUACUGCGGUGUGCAGCUGGUGAAGGAGAGGGAGCGACAGCAGGCCCUGCAGGACGAAGCCGAGAUGGCGAAGGCAGUCAAUGGCGGCAAAGAGAAAGCAGAUUAAACGAACGAGAGAAACCAGAGUUUCACAGACUUCAUGGUCAACAGCCCCCUCACAUUCUUCCAUCCUUGGCCUUGUGUACUGUAAUAGAAACAGAAUGGAACAGCCGGUCAGCACCUACUUGGGUCACAAGCCUGCAUUUCAUGCUGGUUCGUCAGAAGCGAGGCAAAGUUUCUAACUGUGAAAUAUCUAAUAUAUAAGUGCACUUGCUGUAGAUAGUCGUCAUGUCCUCUGGCACAAACCCACCGAAGGUGCAUUUUUGCAUUUGUAUUUUAUCCAAACAAAAGAUUGUUUAGCAAAUGACAGGCCUUCCAAAUAUUGUACGAUGCAACGUAUACCAAAUAGUUCAGGUUGAGGAACAACUACUAUGCUCUGUGUGGUUGUCUCCUGAGUUAAUUCUAGAUUUUUUUUUUUAAUCCUCCUCAACAUGAUUAAUUUUAGUCAGAUGGUUUCUCAGUUUUCCUUUAGAUGCCUUAGAUCCUAAUCCUCAGAAUAUUUAACCGCACUUAAAGGGUUAAAAACUUGAACAAACUUGACACCCUGGUGUCAUGAAUGAGUGCAAUGCAGAAAAUAAAAGGGUACUGUGGAGAUCCUCCACAUUGUUUGCAGUUGAAAGUAUAUUUGCUCUUCUGUCACUAAAGCAAAAAUACAAUCACGGUGUGUGGGAUAGUCUAUUUUAACGUUUAGUAUGUAUCAAAGUUCUCAGUGCGUUGAAAAAUUUUAUGUAGUUCAAAAUUAUCCAGAGAACAACAGUUUACAUGUCAUCUAGUGUGUGCGACAUGUCGGGAUUUGUAUUCUCACAUGAUCCAGGUCGUCAGUUCACACAUGAAAGACAACAGGCCCAGCAGGGAACAUGGGUCAGUCUUAUUCUGCCUGUAUUUAAAACUUGCUGAGUGUCUUCAGAGCAGCGGUUCACAGGGAAUGAAUUCAUGCAGAUUGUAUAACCUUUUCUCAUUUUAGGGAUUUUAUUGAACAAUGGUUAUUUCAAAGGUUUGACUCGGAAUAAAGUUUUGUUUUUAAUCCAGAA